Molecule: messenger RNA, 2075 nt
Organism: Temnothorax curvispinosus
Lineage: Eukaryota; Metazoa; Arthropoda; Insecta; Hymenoptera; Formicidae
Product: protein ANTAGONIST OF LIKE HETEROCHROMATIN PROTEIN 1-like
Exons: 3
Coding region: 1-567 (188 amino acids)
Source: RefSeq, a predicted model, not a curated record
AUGUCAGCAGAACAAUUUGAUCAUUUACACAAUUUGUUGAAGCCUAAAUUACAGAAAACCAGCCAGAGGGAACCGAUUUCAACUGAAAUUCGUCUUGCUGCAACGUUAAGCUUCCUUGCUCACGGAGACAGCGUUCGAACAAUAUCAUUGUGGUUUCGCAUUGGAAAGUCAACUCUAUAUGCCAUCAUUCCUGAGGUGUGUAAAGCAAUAUGGGAUAUACUGCAACCUCGAUACCUCAAAUGUCCUCAAAGUGAGGAUGAAUGGUUACGCAUCGCUGCUGAAUUUUAUGAUAAAUGGGAUUUUCCCAAUUGUAUAGGGGCAAUUGACGGGAAACAUUGUCAUAUCCAGGCUCCGGCCUAUUCCGGUAGUGCAUUUCACAACUACAAAGGUUUUUUCAGCUUGGUCUUAAUGGCAAUUGUUGAUGCUAAUUACAAUUUUAUCUGGGUCGACAUUGGAGAUUAUGGUUCUAUGAACGACGCUGGAAUUUGGUCGAAAACAAAAUUGGAAGGAGGGAAUAAUUGCGCCAAUCGUAAAAAAAGGGGAAGGAAAAAGGGCAGAGAAGUAUAGAGGGGUGACAAUAAUGCCGUCUUUAUAUAAGGUGUACACAGCCAUUCUGGCGGAGAGGUUAAGAGAGGAGAUAGAGGGAAAGAGAAUAGUACCACAGAAUCAGACAGGCUUUAGAAAGGGGAUGGGAACAAUAGACAACAUCUACGUACUGAACUACUUGGUGAACAAAAGGCUAGAGAAAAGAAGGGGGGAAAAUUGAUAGUAUGUUUUGUGGACCUUAAGGCGGCGUUCGACUCGGUGGAUAGAGGAGUACUGAUAAAAUCAAUGAGAGAAAGAGGGAUAAGGGAAGGGCUGCUGAGAAGAACGGAGGAGAUUCUGAGGGAGACGAGAAGCAGGGUAAAGGUAGGAGACGGAAUGGGAGAAGAGUUCUGGACGGGCAGGGGUGUAAGGCAGGGGUGCCCAUUGAGCCCGCUGUUUUUCAACGUGUUAUUAGCGGAUAUGGAACAGGAAAUGGGCAGAGUUAAAUGGAGAGGAGUAAAGCUAGGAGGUAAGAGGGUGUAUACUUUGGCAUAUGCGGACAAUGUGUUAAUGGCGGAGGACGAGGACCAAAUGAGGAGCAUGCUGGAAAGACUGGAAGGGUAUCUAAGUAGGAAGAGAUUGGAGCUGAACGUGGGGAAAACAAAAAUAAGAUUUAGGAAAGGAGGAGGGAGGGACAGUAAGAGAAGGUGGAGAUGGGAAGGAAAAGAAUUAGGAGAGGUGAAGGAAUUUCGAUACUUAGGGUACAUGUUUCAAAGGAAUGGAGGACAGAAAGCGCAGGUAAGAGAAAAGAUCAAGAAGGCGGCGGCAGUGAUGGGGGAAGGUCUGGGGGAUAGGGAAGAGGAGAUUUGGGAGAGACUGGGGAAAAAGAUUAUGGCUGUUUGAUAGACUGGUGUGGACGGUCCUGGGAUAUGGAGCGGAAAUAUGGGGAUGGAGAGAAAGGGAAGGAAUGGAAAGGAUGGAAGAGAGGUAUAUCAGAUGGGUCUUGGGAGUAGAUGGGAGAACGCCGUGGUAUCUUGUUAGGGAGGAAAUGCAAAGGGGGAAGUUAAGAGGGAGGGCUGGGAUGAGGGCAUGGAGAUUCGAGAAAAAGUUAGAGGAGGGUAGAGGAAGUGAACUGGCGAGGCUAUGUUGGUAGGAGUUAAAAGGAAGGGAAAAAGAAGGGAAAGCAGGAUCAAGUUGGGAGAGAGAAAGAGGAAAGUUCUUUGAAGACAGAGAAGUAGAGUUGAAAGAUCUGGAAAGGCUGAGAGAAGACGGAGACGAAUGGUUUCACAAACUGUUUGGAGGGGAUAAGGAAGUGCAAAGGAGAGAGAGAUGGGAGAGGAUCGAGGAAGCAGACUAUAAUAAAUGGUACAAGCUAAUAAAAGGAGAGGGUAUACCGGGAUAUUUGAAGAAGUGAUGGGGAGAGAGUAGAUGGAGCAGGGUGGUGAGAUUUAGAUUAGGGAGUGAGAUGAGAGAGAGAGAGAGAGCAGAUACUGGGAAACGGAAGAGAAGAAGAAAUGUAGGUUAUGUGACCUCUCCCAUAGGGAGGAAAC